Messenger RNA from Xiphias gladius (swordfish), 2036 nucleotides. Its product is annotated as protein adenylyltransferase SelO-1, mitochondrial-like. The transcript is spliced from 10 exons. Lineage: Eukaryota; Metazoa; Chordata; Actinopteri; Istiophoriformes; Xiphiidae. The record is from RefSeq and is a predicted model, not a curated record. Bases 1 to 1581 code for a protein of 526 amino acids.
AUGGCCCUCCCCCUAGUUAUCGUGCUCGCAAACUUGGCCCCGAAAUACACACCAGGCACACGCCACUACUUUUUUUUUAGCGUGUGCCUGGUGUCUGGUUCUUUUGAGGCAGAAGAGGAGGUCGUGAUUUUACCCAACGUAGAUGGUGAUGGCAGGAAGGUGCUUCGCUCCAGCAUCGGAGAGUUCCUGUGCAGUGAGGCCAUGGCUGCCCUUGGGAUACCCAGCACCCGUGCAGCCUCCCUCGUGACCUAUGACCUCUACAUCAGCAGAGAUCCACUCAGAAGUGGCCAGCGCAUUCCUGAACGCUGCUCGGCCAUCCUGCGUCUUGCCCCUUCCUUCAUCAGGUUUGGAUCCUUUGAGAUCUUUCUGGGCCGAGAUGGAUUCUCUGGCCUGCAGGGUCCCAGUGUAGGGCAGCAGGACAUUCGUACUCAGCUACAGGAUUAUGUCAUUGAGACCUUCUAUCCUAGCAUUCAGCAGGCUCAUAGCAACCAGAAAGACAGAAAUACGUCUUUUUUCAGAGAGGUGAUGAUGCGAACCGCCAAGGUGGUAGCCAAGUGGCAAUCCGUUGGUUUUUGCCAUGGUGUCCUUAACACAGACAACAUGUGCAUCUUGGGUCUAACUCUGGACUAUGGCCCCUUCGGUUUCAUUGACAGAUUUGAUCCAGAUUUGAUCCGCAAUGCCUCAGGCAAAAGAGGACGUUUCUCAUACCAAGCCCAGCCGUCUGUGUGCCGCUGGAACCUGGCUCGGCUUAGUCAAGCAUUGGGCUCUGAGCUGGAUGUAGCUGAGGCAGGAGCUAUCCUGGAUGAGUUUAUGAUCACAUAUGAAGCUUUCUACCUGUGUAUCAUGAGGAAGAAGCUGGGCCUUGUGAGAAAGGAAGAGGCAGAGGAAAGCAAGCUAAUAUCAGACCUCCUGCGUGUUAUGCGCAACACUGGUGCAGAUUUCACCAACACUUUCCGCCUGCUGAGCUUUGUCCCCUUGCCUGAGGAGGGCGACAGUGUGAGGGCAACAGUGGGGCCAGUAGUGGACCUCAUCCUACAGCAAUGUGCCUCUAUUGAGGAGCUUAAGGUGCUUAAUAAGCCAGCUAACAAUGAAUUAGCAAUGAUUCUGUCCAUGGGACAAACCAACCAAGUCAUGUUUAGCACGGUGGCAGACAGGUCAGGUGUUACCCAGCAGCUGGAAAGGAUGGACUGGCUUAAGGAGCUGAUAGAGACAGAUCAAGAAGAGCUUAAGGAAAAGCAGCGUGAUGACUGGAUUCACUGGGUUAGCCGAGACAGGAGGCAUUUAGCCAAGGAGUGUGAUGGCACAAGUGAGUUGUCGCUCAUCAAAAAGGAGAAGCUCAGUGUGAUGAACAGCAACAACCCCCGGGUCAUCCUACGUAACUACAUCGCCCAGGAAGCAAUUCAUGCUGCAGAAAAGGGAGACUUCUCUGAGGUCAAGAGGGUCCUCAAAGCUCUGGAGAAACCAUAUUCUGAUGCAUUUGGACUGGAGCCUUUGGAUGGUCUCAGUGCAUGUGGGGAAAAGGAGCAGAACGGGAGGGAUUUUACUGUUGACUAUGACAGGAAACUUCGUGCCUGGGCAUAAAGAAUUUGUAUCACCUGAUCCUCACAGAGCCUCCCGGUAAGCUGAAAGAGGGAAGUCUGUUUUCACUGGUUGACCACAUAAGCCACAGUUUUCAGAUCAAACAAGAUGUGGGUUUUGGGUAAUGUUACUACUUCUACAGUUGCUUGUUUCCAUUUCCACCUCAGACUAUUUCUUCUGCUUCCAGAAGGGAGGAUAGAAUGUAACCCAACUUGUUCCAGCGUUCAUCAGUAUGGCCACAGAUCCAAAUAUACAAAACUUUUUUUUAGGUUUAAUCAACAGUGUAAGUGAUGUAACAUAAUUAAUAAUCUGAUAUAUUUCUGAGUCUGCCAAAGAGCCAUACUAUAAACUAUAAAUGCAGGCCAUCACAUAGUGAAUAAAAAGUACAAUAUCUUCUGAAAUGUGGUGGAGGAGAAAAAAAGCAUAAUGUGUAAAUAACUGGAAAUUAACUCCUUCAA